Molecule: messenger RNA, 2449 nt
Organism: Zeugodacus cucurbitae (melon fly)
Lineage: Eukaryota; Metazoa; Arthropoda; Insecta; Diptera; Tephritidae
Gene: Pal1
Product: peptidyl-alpha-hydroxyglycine alpha-amidating lyase 1
Exons: 7
Coding region: 240-1976 (578 amino acids)
Biological process (GO): peptide metabolic process
Cellular component (GO): membrane; extracellular region
Molecular function (GO): protein binding; catalytic activity
Source: RefSeq, a predicted model, not a curated record
UUUAUCAUCUCCACUUCGUUGGCAUAUGUUUACAGACGUAUACAGUAAUUUUGUCAUCUUUGCAUUUAUUUAUUUCAUAUAAAAUUAAUAAUGUAAAAAAGACUCCGUAUUUUAUUUAGAAAAUACCAGUUGUCUUUUUUGCUGUGAAUCUCGUUAUUUAUAAAUAACAAACAUACUCAAAGGCAGUACAAACGGGCGAAAAUCAAACCAUUCAGAGACAAAGAAGCCAAGUGGCCAAAAUGAUCACUUCAAACUUUGUGCGUUCUACCUGCGGCAUUUCGUUAGUGUUUUUGGCGUUUUGUAUAGCCGACUCUGCCAGCGAUGAGAAUCUUUCAAUACAACGCUAUCUGUCGUCGGACGACACAAGUAUAAGCACAAAUAAACGCAUUCAACAGAUUAUGCAGGGCGGCUCAGCGGCGGAUAUAAGUUGGCCACAACCACCUAAACUAAAAGCCGAGAAAAUCGAUGUGAAAGAGGAAAUAGAGAAAUUAAAUACAACCUAUGUGUAUCAAAGCGCAUGGCCAGCUGAUGAGCUUAAAUUGGGUGCCGUGAGUGCGGUUAGUUUUGACAAAGAAGGCAACGUUGUUAUAUUUCAUCGUGUAGAUCGCAUAUGGGAUGGUAAUACGUUCGACAACCAAAAUGUCUUCCAACAUGCAAGAAAAGGGCCCAUACGCGAUAAUACCAUAUUGGCGUUAGAACGUAAAACUGGACAUGUCGCCUAUGGUUGGGGAAAGGGACUUUUCUACAUGCCACAUGGUUUGACAAUCGAUCAUGAGAAUAAUGCUUGGGUCACCGAUGUGGCGCUGCAUCAAGUAUUCAAAUUUGGUCCACACGGCUCUAAUGAUAAACCGCUGAUGACAUUGGGUACUGCCUUCAAACCCGGUGUUGGUGAUGCGAAAUUCUGUAAACCCACUUCAGUUGCCGUGCUCGAGAAUGGUGACUUUUUCGUGGCAGAUGGUUACUGCAAUGCACGUAUUUUGAAAUAUGACAGCGAGGGAAAGAAAAUUCUUUCAUGGGGACAAAACUCUUUCUCUGGCGUAUCAUUUGAGGUGGCGCCAAAGAACUACUUCGCCAUACCGCACGCACUCACACUUGUGCCCGAACAGCAAUUGAUUUGCGCAGCUGAUCGUGAAAAUGGACGCGUGCAGUGUUUCUACUGGAGCAACGGUACAUUCCAUUCACAAUAUCAUAGUCAAAUCAUCGGCGAUCGUUUGUUUAGCAUGGAUUAUACGCCAGCAGAAGGUGGUCAACUUGUCGUUGUUAAUGGACCGGUCGGCGAGUUGGGUCUCAAAUUGCAACCUUACAACGAAGUACGCGGCUAUGUGCUCAAUAUGCGUACCAAACAGGUGAUCUCAAAGUUCGGUCCUAAUGAUAUGCAAUUCUCCAAUCCACAUGAUGUCGCAGUCACCAAAGAUGGCAAUGAAAUCUAUGUCGCCGAAUUGAAUCCGAUGCGUAUACACAAAUUUUUACAUAAAACCGUUGCCAAAUCGUUGCCGUUGUCAGCUGUAAAACCGUCUGCAGUUAGUAGCAGCAACACAUUGAGUCGCACCGGUCCCGAAUAUCAAGUGGAUGGUGUUUCGGUUAAAUCUAACGUGUCUAACACUGGCAAUACCGCAGCAGGCGCUAUGUUGUCAACAGGCAGUCAUGACGCAAUGGACGCAACAAAUACAACAACAAAAACACAUCAUCCCGGUGGCACCGCCAUACUCGUGGCAACUUUAAUGUUGCUCUUUGCCGCGCUUACAUUUAUGCUGGCAUUCAUUAUAGCACGUCGCCGCAAACGAGGUUGUUUGCCAUUUGGUGUGAAGAAUCGUCGUCAUGCCUGGGAUUUCCCUUCCAAGCCAGAGGGAUUCAAAUUGGGCGGCCUCUUGUUGGAUCGUGGCAAGCGUGGUGGCUUCGAGAAGCUCGAUCAGAAUGCCAGUGAUGAAGAGAAUGAAGCGUCGACAAAUAUGUUAACUAGUGCACCAUUCGCUUAAAAUACAUACACUUGCCAAAAGUGUUAACACCGCCUGCAAGCUUUAUUGAAGAAAUGAAGACUAUCUGAUUUCUUAUGACGUCACUAUGUGGAAUCUUAUAAUAUAGGGAGAAUUUGAUUUUCUUUUUUUAACAACUUUUUCAUGUUGUGUUUGUUGGAUGAAUGAUAGUUUAUUUUGAAAAAUCAAACAUACAUACAAACAUGCUAUGAUCCGCAAAACAACUCGAAAUUUCAACUUCAAAUUAUUCCAAAAAGAAAAAUUACUUAAAAAUCUUCGUGAUUACAAAACAUUCCAACGCUCAGUUUCCAGUGAUUUUCUCAUUAAAAAAUCCAAAAUUUGUAUGUAUGUAUGUAUGUGCAACAGUUUCGUGUAUGAAAAGUUUGUGUAUUUGUGAUUAAAUAUUUUAAUGUCUUAGAAAUCAUAAUUCCAUAUUUUUUAAAACACUGUGACUGUACUAAUUGUGGCCAAAUUUU